Molecule: messenger RNA, 681 nt
Organism: Arthroderma uncinatum
Lineage: Eukaryota; Fungi; Ascomycota; Eurotiomycetes; Onygenales; Arthrodermataceae
Exons: 2
Coding region: 1-681 (226 amino acids)
Molecular function (GO): nucleic acid binding
Source: RefSeq, a predicted model, not a curated record
AUGUUGUCAGGCUUCCUUCCUACAAACACAAAAUCCAAUCGCACUCAAGAACAAGAACCCGGCUUGAAUAUUAAGGGCCGGGCGUCUGGCCCCUGUAUCGUUAUCGGGAGUAACUUUGCGCCUGGAACGACGGCAGAGGACAUUGAAUCCGCAUUCAGCCCAACCGGAGGGGACAUUUUACAAUGCAGACUUACAAAAACGUUUCCCUCGGUGACUGCUGAGUUGGUGUUUGCUGAGAGGCAAGGGGCCGAGAAUGUUGUUGCCACGUUCAAUUCGCAGAAGGCGGAUGGGAGGAUUAUUCUAGUCCGGAUAGAUACUGGGGCCAACCCAUCCACAGUCUUAGCUCAGUCAAAAGCAGUCACCGCUCUCCCCGGAAAUACCAAGUCCGCCUUCGAUAGUAGCCGUGAACUCGCAGACAAAGAGCGUCGCGAAAGCCGCCGUCCUGCUGAGGUCCAGGAUGGCCGUUUCGGGUUUGAGGAUCCGGUGCAACGGUCCCAGCAGCAACCAGCAGAUUUAUACGACCAAGACACUAGAAACGGUAACAGGGACCAGUCGUGGAGAGGAAAUAGGCGACGAAACCCACCACAGCAUAAUGGGGACAAGGCCGACCUCUACAGUGAUACGAUGAUGGUCGAUCAGCAGCCAUCUAACAGACAGGCUAACAACCGAAGGCGCUAUUAG